Tauraco erythrolophus (red-crested turaco) is the source of this 512-nucleotide messenger RNA. The record is from RefSeq and is a predicted model, not a curated record. NCBI's taxonomy places the organism in Eukaryota, Metazoa, Chordata, Aves, Musophagiformes, Musophagidae.
GUAAAAUCCUUAAUGAUGAUACUGCUCUUAAAGAAUACAAAAUUGAUGAGAAGAACUUUGUGGUGGUUAUGGUGACAAAACCCAAAGCAGCAGCUGGAGUGACUCAGCAGACAAACGCUGCUACUGCUAUUACCUCGACAACUGCAGCUCCCACACCAGUCACUGCACCAAUCCCUGCUGCUGCCCCUGUGCCAGCUCCUGUCCCUCCACCACCAGCACCAGAUGCAGUUGCUUCUGAAUCUGCACCUGUGAGUGCUCCUGAAGAAGAGAAGCCAGCAGAAAAACCACCUGAGGCACCAGCUGCUGUCAGCCCAUCAUCAACUGAGAGUACAACAGGUGAUACAUCUCGAUCAAAUCUUUUUGAGGAUGCUAUAAGUGCACUUGUGACAGGUCAGUCCUAUGAGAAUAUGGUGACUGAGAUCAUGUCAAUGGGCUAUGAACGAGAGCAAGUAAUUGCGGCACUGAGAGCCAGCUUCAACAAUCCUGACAGAGCAGUGGAAUACCUUUUAAUG